AUGAGAAAAAGGAUGAAGAAAAAGAUGAUCCCAAAGGAAUUCCUGAAAGUUUACCGUUUUGAAUCGGUCUGUCCUCCCACCCCCACUCCCGACCGGCCUCAGUCGCCAGUUCUGCGCGUCUCCCGGCGUCUUCUCCUCGCUGUGUGUCCCGGCUCGCUGUGGUCCGCUCCGGCCUCGCCGAAGCUGCGCAGAUCCCGCCCCCGUCAAGUUCAAAAGCAAGCGCGGAGAGGCGCCGGGCCCUUCCCGGGCAGCCCGUCCGACUGGAAAGGCAUUGAAACCGAGAGCGGCCAGAGCGCUGUGUCCCGGGACACGGCCGGCCAGCCCGGAGCUGCGAACCCGCCGCGUGCCGGUAACGCCUGGGGGGCUCCGGGCGGGAUCGCGGUCCAGACAGCCCUCCUGCGCCCCCCUGCGCCCGCGGCGUCCCAGGGGCACCGCGCGGGGAGCCAAGUGGAGUUUGGUCACUUGUGGCCGGCUGGUGGGGCUCGUGCUGGCGCAGGGGACAAUGAAAAGGACAGUGGGGCGAGGGAAGAGCUGAUGACCACUCCAAUCUUGCAGGCCACUGCAGCCCUUUCUCCACAAGCUGAAGCUAGCACAGCACUCAUUGCAGUUGUCAUCACCGUGAUCUUCCUCACACUGCUCUCAGUCGUGGUGUUGAUCUUCUUUUACCUGUACAAGAACAAAGGCAGCUACGUCACCUACGAGCCUGCAGGAGGCGAGCCCAGUGCCAUCCUCCAGAUGGAAAGUGACUCAGCCAAGGAAGAAUAUUUCAUCUAA
Molecule: messenger RNA, 774 nt
Organism: Elephantulus edwardii (Cape elephant shrew)
Lineage: Eukaryota; Metazoa; Chordata; Mammalia; Macroscelidea; Macroscelididae
Exons: 5
Coding region: 1-774 (257 amino acids)
Source: RefSeq, a predicted model, not a curated record